AUGAAUACCAAAGUAAUAUCACUAGAAUUGCGGCUCCUUCACAAGUGUGCCAUUGCAUUUGGUCAAAAGCUUCAGCUAAAUGAUUGCUUGAGUAACUUGGCAAUAUUACUUGCGUAUGAAAAACGUGGAAUCGAACUGCCCGAAUGUAUUCAUAAUACUGGCUACGAUACUGUUUGUGGUCGAGUAGAAAGACGGAUCAACCAGUUUGCAAUGCCAUUACUGCAGUUAUUAUGCCUUUUAGGAAAUAUUUUAAACUUACUCAUUUACCGAUUACCUUACUUCCAAGGUAGCACUUCGGUGCAUUUUCUCAAAGUCAAAGCUUACGCUAAUUUGGUAUUUGUUGAAUCUAGAAUUUUCGAGGUUAUACAUUCAUGGACUAUGCAACCAGACGCUUCAUUUGAACAAUUUUAUUGGCACUCUAAACCAUAUGUCAUCACUGUGGCUAGCAUGAGCGGUACAAUCUCUACAUGGAUGACAUUAGUAGUGACCAUUGAAACAGUUUUUUGCGUGCUGUUGCCAUUUCAUUUUCGCCAAAUUUUUACUAAACGAAUAAGUUUGAUAAUUUUGCUUGGUUUUGCAAUAGGCAGCGUUUUCUUACAUAUACCGUUUAUUUUUACACAAACAGUUAUCGGCAGUCCAGUAUUCAAAGAAUAUGAUGGCAGACAUUCUAACAGAUGUUACUGGAUCACAAAACUAUAUUCAAUGCAAACUCGAAGAGGAUUAUUUUACGAGCACAUUCAGAAAGCAUAUUACUGGUUGCAAAUAACACUUUCCAUACUUAUUCCAAAUAUUUUUAUGCUUGCCUGCUCUGUACUAAUCGUUACACAAUUUAGUUUCAAGAAUCUUGGCAAAGCAUUCAGUCAACGACGAAAAUGUGUAAUUCGAAUGACUGUUACAACGACGCUGUCACAUCUUCUUUUGGAAGGACCUGCUUUAUUAACGUUUGCAGCUGCAGCAGAAAAAGGCGCAAAUAGUUCGGACCAUGGAAACAAUAUUUGUAUCUUAACACAUGGAAAUAAUCUUUUAUCAGUUAUCAAUGCUACUAUACCAUUUUUCGUUUUUCUGGCAUGUAACGAACAAUUUCGUCGCAUGUCUGUGGUAUUUAUACAAGUUCAUUUGGUUCCACGAACAUUUAUGAAGAAAGUUGCUGAAUGGAGAGAUGUAAGUAUACGAUCCACAUCCACAAAUAGACAUGAGUUACAGAAUGCUAAUAUUUCUACAAAAGAGAACAUCACUGCAUUUCCUACAAAUUACAUGUACUCGUAG
Thelazia callipaeda (thelaziosis nematode) is the source of this 1266-nucleotide messenger RNA. The record is from the annotation of a GenBank genome assembly. NCBI's taxonomy places the organism in Eukaryota, Metazoa, Nematoda, Chromadorea, Rhabditida, Thelaziidae.